Messenger RNA from Lolium rigidum, 2255 nucleotides. RefSeq names its product scarecrow-like protein 30. Gene Ontology annotation, biological process: regulation of DNA-templated transcription. Bases 85 to 2067 code for a protein of 660 amino acids. Lineage: Eukaryota; Viridiplantae; Streptophyta; Magnoliopsida; Poales; Poaceae. The record is from RefSeq and is a predicted model, not a curated record. Gene Ontology annotation, cellular component: nucleus. The transcript has a single exon. Gene Ontology annotation, molecular function: sequence-specific DNA binding; DNA-binding transcription factor activity.
CACUUCUCACUUCUCCAAGAAGCGAUUUUGGGGGAUUUGAUUGCGAGAUCUCGCGUCAAGAACCAAGCUUUCAGCUCCAUACCAAUGGGUUCCUGCGAGGACGUGGAGUACGGCGACAUCUACUCCGUCGCCAACCCAGCCGCGGCCCCCGCGCGCAUGCUCGACUUCUCGCUCCACCAGCCGCACCUCCAGUUCCCCCCUUCCUACGGCUUCCACGGCCUCCCCGCCGCCGGCUACCUGCCGUCGCCGCCGCAGCCGCUCGCGUUCGGCAGCACGCCGAGCCCCGCCUCCACCACCACCACCGAGCUCGAGAGCCCCGAGGACCUGUCGGCCGACGACGCCGUGCUCGCCUACAUCAACCAGUUCCUUCUCGAAGACGACGAUGAGGAGGAGUCUUUCCCCAGCCCCGGCGCCGCCGCCCCCGCCGCGGCGCCGGAGCGGGAUUCGGCGCUCCUCGCCGUCGCCAAGCCCUUCGUCGACAUCAUCGCCGAUGCGGCGCCGUACCAGGAGACUCCGUGGAUGGAUCCUCCUCCCAAUGCUUCUGCAGGAACUGCAGCAGGCUUCCCUAAUAAUAUGUUCAUGAGCAGCAGCAGCAGACAGAGCUCUUGUCAGUUGGUGGUGCCUGCCGAACCUGUAAAGGAGGAGGGACGGUGUGCCGUCCACAGAGGCCGGAAGAAGAACCGGCACGACGACGACGACGGCCUCGAGCUCGAGGACGAGAGGAGGAGCAAGCAGUCGGCGGUGUGCGAUGAGGAGAUGAUCCGCGAGAUGUUCGACAACGUGCUUCUCUGCAAUUGCCCCGACUGCGAGCUUCAGUCACCCCUGCCAGACGAAUCAGAGAUCACCAAAGCAUAUGUGAAAGGGUCGGGCAACCGAAGAGGGCGCAAGAAGGGGAAAACCAAAGCUGCAGCGGCCAUAGAGGAGGAGUCCGUGGAUCUGACAACGCUGCUCAUUCACUGUGCUCAGGCCGCGGCCAUCGACGAUCACCGCAGCUCGGGCGAGCUGCUCAAACAGAUCAGGCGGCACUCGUCUGCUCAUGGGGAUGCCGGGCAGAGGCUGGCGCAUUACGUUGCUAACGGGCUCGAGGCUCGCCUUGCCGGCGUCGGUAGCACCGUCCACCGCUCGCUUGUUGCGCACCGGACUUCCAUUGCUGACAUGCUCAAAAUAUACACAUUGUAUGGGACAGCAUGCCCCUUUUUGAGAAUGUCCAGGUUCUUCUCAAAUCAGGCCAUCUUGCAGGCUUCCAAGGGGGCGGCAAGGUUGCAUAUCAUCGACUACGGUAUAGAUCAUGGCUUCCAGUGGCCAGUCUUCUUGCAGCGGGUCGCCAAGCUAGAUGGUCCUCACCCAAGAAUCCGAAUCACCGCCAUUGACUUACCGCAGCCAGGAUUCCGGCCAGCUGAGCGCAUAGAGGCGACGGGUCGGCGGUUACAUGACUACGCCAGGAUGUAUAAUAUUCCGUUUGAGUAUCAUGCCAUUGCUGCCAAGUGGGAUACCAUCCGAAUCGAAGACCUCAGGAUCGACAAGGAUGAGCUUCUCAUUGUCAACUGCCUUUUCAGAAUGCGGCACAUGAUGGACGAGACGGUGACAGAUCAGAGCCCGAGAAUGACGGUCUUGAACACCAUCAGGAAGUUGAACCCGCAUCUGUUCAUUCAUGCGGUCGUCAAUGGCACCUACAAUGCGCCAUUCUUCGUGACACGCUUCAAGGAGGCUCUGUUUUAUUUCUCUUCGCUCUUCGACAUGCUCGAAACAACUGCGUCGAAGCUGGAGGAGCAAGAACAUAGGAUGCUGAUUGAAAGGGAUUUCUUCGCACGGGAAGCUCUCAACGUGAUCGCUUGUGAGGGUACAGAGAGGGUGGAGAGGCCAGAGACUUAUAAGCAAUGGCAGGUAAGGAACCUCAGGGCUGGAUUCAGGCAGCAGCCGCUGAAUCAAGAGACGGUGAAAAAAGCAAGAUACAAGGUAACUAGGAGCUAUAACAAGGAUUUCUUUGUCGAUGAAGAUAACAAGUGGAUGCUGCAAGGUUGGAAGGGCAGAGUCAUCGUUGCCAUGUCCACAUGGAAACCUAGCUAGAACGGUAGACAUCACUAGCCCUGUUGCCCGAUUCAUUUCAUCACCCUUUGCUGUUCUGCUGUAUCUGAUAUUCUGAUGCUAAUGUUGAUGAGUUUUGGCCCUUUUCUGGGAGCAAAAUUAAUUGAUAUUUUUGCUGAAACUUCACUGGAACAUAAGCUUCUUGCAUGUGAUCUGUAGCACUGUACCAA